Ceratosolen solmsi marchali is the source of this 1485-nucleotide messenger RNA. RefSeq names its product secretion regulating guanine nucleotide exchange factor (gene Sergef). Gene Ontology annotation, cellular component: cytoplasm. The coding region runs from base 313 to 1437 and encodes 374 amino acids. The transcript has 5 exons. Lineage: Eukaryota; Metazoa; Arthropoda; Insecta; Hymenoptera; Agaonidae. Gene Ontology annotation, molecular function: guanyl-nucleotide exchange factor activity. The record is from RefSeq and is a predicted model, not a curated record.
UGUCUGCGCCGAUGAUGUACGACAAUUUAGUUGAUUAUCAGCGCGACGUUCGUGUAAUUUUUGAAUUCGCUUAGCCAAAACAAAAUCGUAACAGAGCUCCCCACUUCAGCGGCAGUAUUGUCAUCAAAUUGAAAAAAAAAUCUUUCUUUACUUAUCUUUACUGAAUUUAAACUGAAGAGCUUACGCAGCGUUUAUGGUGUGAAUAAAAUUUAAAAGGACUAGAAAUUCACUACUGUGAAUUUGACUAAUUGGAGUUACGGGGGACGUUGGAUUUAUGAAUAAUUAUUGUAGGAUUGUAGAGGUAUUAUUACUAUGCCCGAUUAUCGUUUGUUUUCAUGGGGUGCAAACUCGCACGGUCAGCUCGGCCUCGGCGAUUUUAACAAGGACGAACUAACGAUAGCGGAAGAAGUUUGCCUGACAUCCGUGAAUUUAAAGGUGGAGCAUGUGAAAAAGAUCGUCGGUGGAGCGGGUCACACUCUUCUCCUGGACAAAUUUGGCGGUGUCUAUAGUUGCGGCUGGAACGACAAGGGUCAGACUGGACUGAAGAAUGCUACCUCGCGCUUUCAGAAGUUGGACGGUUUCGAUGGUGAAAGGAUCGUGGACGUAGCCUGUGGCUGGGACUCGUCAAUGGCAGUUACGGACAAUGGCGACUGCUUCGUCUGGGGCUCAAAUACUUACGGACAAUUAGGCUUGAAUUCGAUCACGAUCGGCACCAAGAUCGAAAAGCCCCUGAAAUUGAAAUUGAAUAGUGCUGUUAAAGGGAUAUCGAUGGGACUGAGGCAUUCGGCUUUCAUUACUCGUGACUCGAGACUUUUUGUUAGCGGAGCUGCGACCAAAGGUCAGCUUGGAAUUAACGUUCAUGGCGUCCGUUUUUCCGACAGCUUUUCAGAAGUUUCAGAUUUGCAACCAGUCAAACAUGUUUCUUGCGGGCAACACUAUACCGCAGUUAUAACAGCAACUAACGAAGUGUUUGCCUGGGGUGAUAAUAAAUAUGGUCAAUUAGGAAUUGAUCCAUCGCUACACAAACGAACACUACGACCAAUUAAAAUUGAAAACAUCGAUGGUUGCAAUAAAAUUUAUUGUGGUUGGACGCAUUCGAUUAUUUUAACCAAUGAUAAAAAAGUGUUGUGCUGGGGAAGAAAUUCGUAUGGUCAAUUGGGUCGUUCGAAAUCUACCUCGACAACUGAAUUUUGGAAACCAAAAGCCGCACUGGCUUCGAUAACGAUUAAUCAAUUAUCAGUAGGAUCAGAGCAUAAUAUCGCGCUUGCCGAUGACGGGAGUAUUCUGUCUUGGGGAUGGAACGAGCACGGAAAUUGUGGAAACGGAAGCACUAACGAUAUUUUCGUACCCACUAAAGUAAAUGUGCCUAAUGGAUCGGCUGUGAUGGUGGGUGCUGGUGCGGGCCACUCGUUUGCAAUCAUUAAAACAGAUCAUUAGGAAGAAGGAAUAAAUCAAUAAUCAAAUUACACAAGCGGGCGCAUAUUU